Racocetra persica is the source of this 1611-nucleotide messenger RNA. The record is from the annotation of a GenBank genome assembly. Lineage: Eukaryota; Fungi; Glomeromycota; Glomeromycetes; Diversisporales; Gigasporaceae.
AAAAAAUGCUUCAAAAAUAUUCGUGUCCUCUUUGGCACUUGACCAUAUUUACUCUACUUUUUAUACAUUCUACCCUUGAAUCUCAAAUACCAUCAAAAUUUAUUCAACGAGAUUUAUUAUUAGACAGGACAAAUAUGCCUAGGAAUAUACUUGCUGCUUCCGCUCUUGGCGGAGGAAGUCAUCUUGGUCCCAUGACUGAAAUUUUAAAGAUUUUGAUGGAUCUAGCACCAGGAAAUUUUACUGCAAAUUCUUACUCGUAUCGCUCGAUUCCACAAGUUAUUGUAGAUAAAGAAACAACCAUUGGACUUUUUAAUAAAGAUUUGGUGAAAAAACUUUAUUUCGAACAUUCAAAAAUUACAUCGCUCAAUGCGAUGUUUGAUCCUGAUUUUUACACAAAAAAUUAUAAGAUAUUUAAACAAACCGCUAUGGAAAUCAAUGCUGAUUUAUUUAUUUGUGAUAUUGUUAUGAAUUUUCCAUGUUUUGAUCUUGCAUGGGAAUUAGAAAAACCUGUUGUUGGGAUCACUUUUACUUCACUCUUUUCCAUCCCUUCACCAUCAUAUAAAUCGGAUCCAAUGUAUGGAUGUCGUGUGAAUAUGGAAAAUGAAUCUUUUUAUGAAAGAUUUAAUUGCGCCAUUGUAAAACCUUUAAAAUUUCUUUGGAUGUAUAUGGCAAUGAGAAAUGAUUUAAAUAAUCAAAGAACAAAAUUAGGUAUCGAAAAUUAUUGGAACCCAAGAGCACGAUUGGAUAAUAUUUUAUUAUUGUACGAUACUUUCUUUGGGUUUGAGAUACCGUCUGCUAUGUUGCCACUCCAUCAACAAAUUGGUCCUAUUUUACCUGAUACUUAUCCAAAUCUAACUCCAGAUCUUGACUCAUUUCUUAAUACUCAUCCUCGAACAAUGUACUUUGCACUUGGAAGUCAAGUAUUUACUUCUCCUAAAAACACUGCUAUUCUCCUGAAAUCUUUCAUUAAACUGAUUAAUCAAAAUAUUAUUGAUGGUGUAAUAUGGGCUAUUGUGAAAACAAAUGUUACGGAAUUAAUGCCUUUCUCUAAUGUUGACUUUCCUAUAUCGGAUAUUUUAAAUAAUAAUUAUCCUCAUAUUCAUAUCACAAAAUUCGCUCCUCAAUUCGCGAUACUUUCUCAUGAAAAUACUAAAGUGUUUUUAAGUCAUGGUGGUGCUGCUAGUAGUCAUGAAUCAAUUUAUACUGCUACUAGUAGUCAUGAAUCAAUUUAUACUGCUACCCCAAUGCUAGUACUUCCAAUAUUAGGUGAUCAAUUUGGAAAUGCUGAAAAAUUAGAGAUGGCUGGUAUGGCAUUAAGACUUUCAAAAUUUAAUUUAACUUUUGAUGAAACAGUAUUAAAGAUUAGAAGGUUAUUAAGUGAAGAAAGUUUUAAAAAGAAUGCUGAAAGAUUACAAUUUGUAGCUAAAAUGAAUAGUAAAAGAAAAUAUCGUGCUGCUGAUUUAAUUGAAAUGGUAAUGAACUCUGUGAAGUAUGAUGGUAUUAAGGAUGAGAAUGGAAAUUUAAAGAUUAAUAAUAAAGCAUUGUUAAGGGAUUGGAUUACUCCUGAUACGAGAAUGGGUUUCAUUAGAGGAAAUUAUAUAGAUGUUUAUG